CACUCUCCCAAGGACGUACUCUGCUGCGCGUAGAGUAUGGUUGCGGUAGCGACUGCUUAGUGAUUGUGUCGGUGAACUGCAAUAUAUCUUAAAGUGGUGAAACUCAAGUUAAGUGUGUGAGAGACACAAUGGUGCUCGGACUUGCGGCGAAUGUUAGUGCUUCCUCUGGCGGCAGCGUAGGUGGUUCGGGCGGGCCUGUGGUGCCCACGCCGCUGGUCGCGCUGCCUUCCCUCUCCUUCACCGCCGCCCAAGUGGCCGCCGUCUGCGAGACUCUGGAGGAGAGCGGCGACAUGGAGCGCCUGGGGCGGUUCCUGUGGUCGCUGCCGGUGGCGCACCCGCACCUGCACGACCUCAACAAGCACGAGGCCGUGCUGCGCGCGCGCGCGCUCGUCGCCUUCCACGUGGGCAACUUCAGGGAGCUUUACGCCAUCCUGGAGUCGCAGCGGUUCUCGAAGCCGUCGCACGCCCGCCUGCAGGCGCUGUGGCUGGAGGCACACUACCAGGAGGCCGAGCGCCUGCGGGGCCGCCCUCUGGGCCCCGUCGACAAGUACCGCGUCCGCAAGAAGUUCCCCUUCCCGAGGACCAUCUGGGACGGCGAGCAGAAGACGCACUGCUUCAAGGAGCGCACGAGAUCCCUCCUGCGGGAGUGGUAUCUGCAGGACCCUUACCCGAACCCGAGCAAAAAGCGCGAGCUGGCCUCCGCCACCGGCCUCACGCCCACGCAAGUCGGAAACUGGUUCAAGAAUCGACGACAGCGCGACAGAGCCGCCGCCGCUAAAAACAGGAUGAUGCAAGGUCAGCAGGGCGCGGGCGGGGCUUCCAGGGCCUCAGAGUCACGUGAUGCCCACCAUGAUGACGAUGACGACGACCUCAUUAACCCAGGGUCACCCACGCCCCUCGAUGACUCCGAUGACGAGGACCUGUCGCUUGGUACUCACUCCCCCCCACCUGUGUCCGAGAGCCCCCUCCCCACCACGACCCCGAGCGAAGGGGGGGUCGUGUCCCCCACCUCCAACACCACGUCCCCCCACCCGGCGUCGGUGUCCCCCCACCCGGCCAGCCUGUCCCCCCACCCCUCGUCGAUAUCCCCCCACCCGUCGGCCUCCCCCCCUCAGAGCUCCCCCCUCCCCCUCAUCAAGACGGACGUGUCGCCGAUCUCCGACAUCCUGCACACGACCACGACGACCACCACGUCCCCCUCCGACGUGUCCAAGUCGUACCUGGUGCCCCCGAUGUCGUCCCUGCCCCUCAUGACCUCCCUGGCCACGUCCCUGGCCUCGCCCCUCUGCAAGGUACCCAUCAUCAUGUCAAAGGAACGCCUCUCCGCUUCUUAA
Penaeus indicus is the source of this 1334-nucleotide messenger RNA. RefSeq names its product homeobox protein SIX6-like. The transcript has 4 exons. Gene Ontology annotation, biological process: regulation of transcription by RNA polymerase II. The record is from RefSeq and is a predicted model, not a curated record. Gene Ontology annotation, cellular component: transcription regulator complex; nucleus. Gene Ontology annotation, molecular function: RNA polymerase II cis-regulatory region sequence-specific DNA binding; DNA-binding transcription factor activity, RNA polymerase II-specific. Bases 129 to 1334 code for a protein of 401 amino acids. Lineage: Eukaryota; Metazoa; Arthropoda; Malacostraca; Decapoda; Penaeidae.